GUCAAAUGACCUUUUAUCAAGAUAACUUUGGAGAUGUUUGGUUAACUGGAACUUAUCAGUGGGGGUUCAAUGACCCUAGUAGCUGGGGUUACGACUGGUCCAUUCGCAAUGGCUGUGACGAUGUCAUUUUUAAUUUAACUGAUUGGCUACAUAUGGAAUUUGCAGCCGACAGUGGUUGCUACGGUUAUGAUAAUCCUUCAAAAAAAGGACACAAAAGAAUAAAUUAUUUAGAUAAGAGACAUAAUGGUAAUAAAUGUAUAAUUGGAAAAUGGGGUACUAAGCCUUGGGUAGUCAAAGUCUCAGAUCUUACUUGGGAUUGUGAAGAUCAAGGUUUCAAACAUAAAAUUUGUGUUGGUAAAGAUAUUUAUAAGGAUAUGGUUACAGUAGAUGAUGAUAAAAAACCCUCAAGGAUGAAGGAUGAAGGAAAUACAACUGGCCUAUACUUGGUCAUAGUUGGUCAAAGUAACGAUGGCAAGCAUGGGAAGCGUGACACUACUACAUCUGCUGCGUCCAUUAACAUCGACAAUGAAGGUGGAACAGUGGUACCCCAACAACCACCGCCUACCUCUAAUACUCCUCCCGCUCCUGCAACUACCACUUCCACAACUACCACUUCCACUCCUGCAACUACCACUUCCACAACUACAACUUCCACACCUGCAACUACCACUUCUACAACUACCACUCCCGCUUCCACAACUACCACUUCUACAACUACAACUCUCACUUCCGCAACUACCACUUCCUCUUCCAAAAUUACUUACACUCCCGCUCCCUCUUCCACUUCCAAAAUUACUCACACUCCCGUUCCUUCUUCCACUUCCAAAAUUACUUACACUCCCGUUCCCUCUUCCACUUCUAAAAUUACUUACCCUCCUGUUCCCUCUUCCACUUCUAAAAUUACAUACCCUCCUCAAAGUCUUAGUAUAAAAGUGAUUAUUAGUCCUUUUAUUAUUCAUAUAUGGACAGUGACGCAGAUUUGUAAAGUUAUAGUCAUAGGGCAGAUGAAUGUGGCGCGUUUAUUCGAUACAAAUUUGUAUCUAGGUUCAAAUUCGUAUCCAACUAAGCAGGCCCCUAUACUUGCUUAG
Dentiscutata heterogama is the source of this 1088-nucleotide messenger RNA. The record is from the annotation of a GenBank genome assembly. NCBI's taxonomy places the organism in Eukaryota, Fungi, Glomeromycota, Glomeromycetes, Diversisporales, Gigasporaceae.